This is a messenger RNA of Styela clava, 1144 nucleotides long. NCBI's taxonomy places the organism in Eukaryota, Metazoa, Chordata, Ascidiacea, Stolidobranchia, Styelidae. The record is from RefSeq and is a predicted model, not a curated record.
GCUCGUUUGCUUGUCUUGGAUGGCAGUUCAUAUAGUUUGAAGGGCUCUAUUACGUCACUGUGACGUCGUGAGGAUGUAAUUUUUAGAUGUGGAAGUAUGUUAGGUACAAAACUACAUGAGAUCCAAAAACUCUACCAUAAAUCGUCUGUAAUAAUCAAUCAACUAACCAUGAUUGACACAGAAUGCAGUAACGGGUUGUGAUCAUGUUCGUUUAGCCUGUUUUGUUUUCAACUCAAUUCUAAUAAGUUUUCUUUAUUAUAAUUUUUUCAUAUUUUUCUGCUUUUCAGGUUCUUGUUCUAUCAAUAAAUCUCAUAUAGCUGUAUUUUGAAAAUGGCGUUUUCUCUAUCUAAAAUUGUGAGCAGAUUCUCAAGGAAAUCGAUUUCAUUCGCUACAAAUGACUCAAAAACCAUUUGCGCACUUGCCGAUAAAACUCAUUUUGGAAUUCGUCACGAGCCCAAUCAUGUACGUUCAUUGGUCACAACAAGUUCUAGGAUAAAUGGAAUUUUAGGUAUCGAUAACUUAGCUUCCAAAACUAUCAAAAAUGGGUACUCCAGCUUACACACAGAAGGUGACAGAAGAUUUGCUGAACUGUUGCAAGAUGAAAUUUCAGAAGAGAAAAAUCGGUCUGUUCCGUUGCCAAAAAUGUCUGAUGGAUGGAAAGUUUCGUUCAAAGGAGCUGAAGGCUCUCUAACAAAAUCUCAUGAAGGAGAUACAAUUGAGGUUUCUUUCACUUUGAAUGGGUCUGUUCCUCCUGUCAGCGACGAAGUAGAGGAAGAACCUAAUAUGGUUUCUUAUCCAGAUUUCAAUAUUAAAGUUACUAAAUCUGGCAACCCAAAAACUGUAGAAUUUGAGUGCUAUUUCCCUGAUGAUGUCCAGUCUGAAAUGGCUGAUGAAUCAAUGAGUAUGUUCUCUAUUCGCAAUGUUGUUAUUUAUGAAGGUGAAAUCAGCGAUGAAACAUAUAUUAUCGACACAGAAAAUCUUGAUGAAAAUGUUUAUAGUUAUUUUCUCAGUUUCUUAGCAGAUCGAAGUGUCGACCAACAAUUUGCAGAAGAAUUCAUUGAGCUUGCCACAGCAGCUGAACAGCAGGAGUAUAUUAAUUCACUGCAGAAUUUGAGAGACUUUAUAUCAAACAAAUAACUUUUGU